Eruca vesicaria subsp. sativa (arugula) is the source of this 2216-nucleotide messenger RNA. Lineage: Eukaryota; Viridiplantae; Streptophyta; Magnoliopsida; Brassicales; Brassicaceae. The record is from the annotation of a GenBank genome assembly.
CGAACCAAUAACAACCGCUAACGUGAUUUCUCAGAUCGACGGGAAACAACCUCCGCCGCGAAUUUCACCUUCGCCGAUGGCAUCAUCUACUACUACUAGCGCCCCGACGAAGAUCUCAAUGUUCGGUGCCAAGUCCGGAUUCGUAAUCCCUAAAAACAAGUUAUCCGGAUCAUUGAUCCCGAUUUUUCAACGCGGCGGCGGCGGAGGCGCCGCCGGUAAGGAUAACGGAACGGUCACGAAGCUAGGGAAGAGGAAGAGUAAGUGGGGACCUGAUUUGACACAAGACGUUGCAGUCAAGAAGAGCAGAGUCUUGGCUUAUCAGAAACGUUUGGAUCAAAUUAGAGAGCAGUUGGAAUCAGGAACUCAUGAAGCUGAGAGUAAUGGAGAAACCAAAGGAGAUAUUGCUGAGCAUUUGGAGUUAGAGAAACGUGAAGCAAUUGGGGAGAUACUUGAGUUGAAUCCGAGGUUCAAGGCUCCACCUGACUAUAAGCCGUUGAUGAAAGAAGCUAGAUUGCCUAUUGAUGUCAAAGAACAUUCUGAUUUUAGCUUUCUAAGUCUCAUAUUUGGUUCCCAAGGUGAUACUCUAAAACAGCUCGAAAAAGAGACUGGAGCCAAAGUACAAGUUUUCGGUACUAAACCAGGAGGAGAGAAGGUUGAACUCUCUCCUUCAGAUGAAAAUGAGAUCCAGACGUCGUGGGAAGAGUUACAUUUUCAGAUAUCAUCUGAGACUUACGAAAAAGUGGAUGCAGCUAUUGCUGUAAUUGAGCUACUUAUCUCUUCAGUGUCUGAAAGUAAAAGAGCUGAGGCUGCUCCUCCAUCUUCUAAAUCUGAAGACGUUUCAACCGUUCCAGGCAACAUCAACGCGACAGCUACAGACCCAAACUCCGAACAGCCAACUGAAACCUCUGUACAACCACCACAAACCCAACUCGAAGAACCUGGUUCCUCUAUACCAUUGGCUUCACAUCAAGUUCCAUUUCAUCCACCUCUUAAUCCUUCUGCUGCAAGUCUUGGUAAUCAUAUUCCGGAUCAAGAACAGCCAACCAAUCCUCUUUUUGCUCAGCAACCAAUUCCAAUUCAUCAUAACACGUCACUACGUUCUGAUUUUCAAGUCCCUCGUCCACCAGAUUUGUUUUCCUUUAACCUUUCCAGCACACCAAGGCCGUACUCCGUGGUUCCCCCACAAGGAUCGUUAGUUCAACAACAGUCAGGUUUUUCGACUGCGCCUCCAUAUUCUGUCAGUCAGGCGCAAUCAACAGGACCACGAUCUACAAUGAGGCCGUCGACUCUAUCGACUUUCCAACCAGUACCUAGCAGUGGAUUUAGACCAACGCUGUUGCCAGACAUAAUCUCAAACAACAUGUCCCAGUCAGUACGGCAUCUGGCUCCUAACCUCAGUCUACAUCCGGGUACUGAAAUACCAUCAGGUCCCUUUCCCUCGAGUAUCAAUCUGAAGCACCUAACAGAAUAUGCUUCUGGUGGUUCUCUGCGUCCCAUGUCAAUGUCAGCACAUACUGCUGGCAGGCCUUCUGCUCCAAGGCCAUUUCACGGGGAUUUCGGUUUCCAUCCACAACCACUUAUAUCUCCUAGACCCAACUCUCAAUCAGUUCUUCUCCCUCCUAUAGUAUUUCGAGCCCCAUCCGUCAGUCCAGCCUCCCAACAUUUUGGGCAAAGCUUCACAAGAUCACAGCACUUUGGGAGGCAGAUGGAUCAACCCUUAAGCCACCUGCCUGGACCAUUUCAUGGUAACAUGAGGUCGUCCAACUUGCAGAAUUUUGGACCUCCAUUGCCCCAGGUGAUGCCUAGGAACUUCCCUGAAGCUCAAUUCCCGCAGCGUUCUGCUCAUUUCCCUCCAAGACCAGUGUUUCAUAAUGAUAACCUGAACCCAAGUGGCCAACCACAGAUUCGACACCGGUUCAACCCAGGUGUGCAUCAAGUAUAUGAUCCUUUUUCACCUAGUGACGCAUGAUGAGUUUAAGUGUUUUUUUUUGCAUUACUGAGGAAAACGAGAUAACAUUGGAUAUAAUUUUCCCAACAGAAGUUUCAAAGCAUUGGCUUUGUCUUUUCCUUGUAUAAAUGGUCGUCUUUUGUGAUUUUAAUGGUAAAAUUGAAAAUCGGCAGAGAAAAUUGCUUUGUGCUUAUUUUUUGUUGUUGUUGUUGUCUUAUGUGAUGAUAGCUUAGCAUAGUUAAAAUUGCCGAUGGCCUGAGGAAAUCAU